Molecule: messenger RNA, 4211 nt
Organism: Anarrhichthys ocellatus (wolf-eel)
Lineage: Eukaryota; Metazoa; Chordata; Actinopteri; Perciformes; Anarhichadidae
Product: glutamate receptor ionotropic, delta-1-like
Exons: 10
Coding region: 209-1846 (545 amino acids)
Biological process (GO): monoatomic ion transport
Cellular component (GO): membrane
Molecular function (GO): signaling receptor activity; ligand-gated monoatomic ion channel activity
Source: RefSeq, a predicted model, not a curated record
AUCUUAAAUUACAUAAUAAAGAAUGUAAGGAAAACACCAUGCUGGUAUUUUAAUUACUUAUUAACACUCUUUAUGGUUUCAAUAAAUCCUCAUUAUGUUAUUUAUGGAUGAUCUUUUUAACCACAUCUCAGAUUUUAAACAUGAAGUUACCAUUUUCUUUAACUUUUAAAGUGCAUAUUUUCCAACUUGUCUCACAGACGGCAGAAACAUGACGUCUCCUUCACUUUGUCCCCCGCAGGAAAUCAGCGACACGGAGAUCCUGGAGCUUACCCACAGUGCACUGGGGCGCAUGACGGUGAUCCGGCAGAUCUUCCCCAUGUGGAGGGACAGCAGCUCGCGCUGUAUGAGACACAACCACCGGAUCUCGUCUCUGCUGUGUGACCCACAGGAAGGAUACCUGCAGAACCUGGAGGUGUCCAACCUCUACCUGUACGACAGCGUGCUGAUGAUGGCCAACGCCUUCUACAGGAAGCUGGAGGACAGGAAGUGGCACAGCAUGGCCAGUCUCAACUGCAUCAGGAAGUCCACCAAGCCAUGGAACGGAGGCUGGUCCAUGCUGGAGACCAUCCAGAAGGGAAACAUCACAGGUCUGACGGGGACGAUGGACUUCAAGGACGGAGGCUCAAACUCUCACGUCCAGUUCGAGAUCCUGGGCUCCAGCUUCAGCGAGACCUUCGGCAAGGACAUCAAGAGGCUCGCUACGUGGGACUCAGUUCACGGUCUGAACGGCAGUCUGAAGGAGAGUCGCAUAGAGAACGGCAUGCAGGGAGUGACGGUUAAAGUGGUCACUUUGCUGGAGGAUCCUUUCGUCAUGGUGGCAGAGAACAUCCUCGGGCAGCCCAAGAGAUAUAAAGGCUUCUCCAUCGACGUCCUGGAUGCCCUCGCCAAAAUUCUGGGCUUCAAAUAUGAGAUCUACCAGGUGGCAGACAGUAAAUAUGGAUCUCAGCUUCCCAACGGCUCGUGGAACGGCAUGAUCGGUGAUCUCAUCAACAAGAGAGCCGACCUGGCGGUGUCGGCCAUCACCAUCACACCAGAGAGGGAGAACGUGGUCGACUUCAGCAAGCGUUACCUGGACUACAGCGUCGGUAUCCUGCUGCGAAAACCUGAAGAAAAGAUCAACAUCUUCUCUCUGUUUGCACCCUUUGACCUCGCCGUCUGGGCCUGCAUCGCUGCCGCCAUCCCCGUGGUGGGAGUGCUCAUCUUCCUGCUCAACAGGCUGCAGGCUCUGCGCUCCUCCUCUACCCAGAAUGCACCGCCAGGCCAGCCCCACAACGGCGGCGUGGGGUCGGGCUCCCUGCACAGUGCCAUCUGGAUUGUCUACGGAGCGUUCGUUCAUCAAGGUGGGGAAGGCGUGGUCGGCUCGGCGGCCCUGAGGAUCGUCAUGGGCAGCUGGUGGCUCUUCACGCUCAUCGUGUGUUCGUCCUACACCGCCAACCUGGCAGCGUACCUCACCGUGUCACGCAUGGACCACGCCAUACGGUCGUUCCAGGACUUGGCACGGCAGAUGGACGUGGACUACGGCACCGUGAGGGACUCGGCGGUGUACGACUACUUCAGGAACAAAGGUACCAACCCUCUGGAGCAGGACAGCACCUACGCAGAGCUGUGGAGGACCGUCAGCAAGAGCAACGGCAUGGACUUCUCCGUGUCCAGCCCGUCUGAGGGCAUACGCAAGGCGAAGAAGAGUCCGUACGCCUUCCUGUGGGACAUGGCGGUGCUGGAGUACGCCGCCCUGACGGACGACGACUGCACCAUCACCGUGUCGGGGAACGGCAUGAGCAGCAAAGGCUACGGCAUGGCCAUGCAGCACGGCAGCCCCUACAGAGACCUCUUCUCUCAGAAGUAAGUGUGUGUGGGGGGAGGGGCACCAAACCUCACCCGGAAAGAAAGGACGCUCUGAACCCUUUUUACCUCCGGUCUGACAUGUUUACACGGAGCUCCAUGGUGACUCGUGAUAUGUUUAGAACAUGCCUUGCGGGCGACUCGCGUGGCCCCCGCGGGCGACCAGGUGCCCGCGGGCUCCGUGUUGGCUCCCUCUGCUCUGGUUGUUUGUUUGCUUCUCGGACGCUCAGGAGUUUUAACGUUGACACCACUUUGAACACUUCUCAGACGUUAUCGUCGCCUCGAUGUGUUCGAGUGUUGAAGAUUAAAACGUUUCAGCCUCUUCGUUGCUGAAACGGCGUAAAUGAGAUUUUGUAGUUUUAUUUAUAGAUCAGUAAACGUUUGAAUCUGUUCAUGCGUGAAGUUUAUUAAUAAGUUAAGUUACAUAAAACACACGAGUGAUGCUUUAACUACAUUUUAUGAUUGAAGAAAUGCAGAAAGUUAUUUGUAAUGGAACAGAUUUGAUGAGACAGCACAUCUUAUGUUGUUAGCUCUCUUCCUGCUCCAUGCUCGUACUAAACCUGAUGGCUGCUGUGUUUGCAGAAGAUGUUGGAAACACAGACAGAAGCUUUUCUUCUCUUGUCAGCUAACAAGUUAACGAUGAAGCUUUGGGGUCUUUUGAUCCUCUUUGUUGGCGUUAAGUCUUCAUUAUCAGCCCGUAAAUUCCUGCGGAGUGAGCUAGGAGUCCGUCUGAGGCUGUGACCGCUGGCUUCAUGUCAACGAGGGGCCACUCGUCGGAUGAGAAGUGUCACGCUGACUUAUUUCAGACGUGAUGGGGGGGGGGUUAAGCGUGAGCAGAGGAAACGCCUCUCCUAAAUCAAUAAAAACGCUCCUCGCUAGAAGUCAAAUUAAGCUCACAUGAAACGAGCUCCAAGCAGAACGGAUUAUUCACGGUGCGAUGCGUCGACAGAGGGACGAGAUGCUAAUCAUUCCAUCUCAAAGGCUUCAAUCUUUUAUUCUUUAUUUUAAUUACGUCCUUCGGUCUGAGUUUUGGAGUGAAACAUCGUCUCAAAACACAAAUUGAUCCCGGUGCGAGUUUUUAAAAAGGAAUGGUGUCGAUCUUUUAGUGAGUCUCCACAUGAUUACAUCAUGAGGUAACGCAUAAGCUCCUCGAGAUCACAAGACCUUCUCAUCCGUCUCGCAUCGAUCGGCUCCCAGAAAGCAGACAGGAAGUUAGACAGAAACACCCGUCGACCUGCUGAACGGGGAGACGUUAACGUCUAACAAACGUAGUUAUUCAUGAUGAGUCUCGGCUGAUCAACAGCAGUCCUGUCAUCGCAGGUCUACUCAUGUUAAGUAGAUCUGAACUGACAACAGGUAAUCUCCACAAUAUUGUGAUUCACUCAAGCAUGCAGAUUUUAAAAUACUGAACUCGUCCUUUAAAGCUGAAGAGACUUUAGAAGUUGAGGAGUUCCAAUGUUAGCAAACUAUUUGACCUUAAUACUCAGAUAUUCUGGUCAGCCGUCACAGGAAACGGCUUCAUCCGGCUUCCUAUUAGGGAGUUUCAUUUGCGGUUUGCUGAGUUUCAAUGAAGGAGAACUUCUCUGUGUGUGGCGUCCGGCUCAGCAGGAAGUGAGAGCAGCUUUCCUCACAGCAGUGAGCAGCUCCGUGAUUCGCCGUGAAUCAGCCGGGGCUCCGAGUCCCGAGGAGCCGCUCUGAAUGAAAAGCCUCUGAACCGGCCGUGUGAAGUCGUAAGGAGGGCAGCGAUUACUCAGCAGCAGGCCGGGGGGGGAACCCGUUUGAUGUCACGCCAACACAGAAACCCGCCGUGUCACUUCCUGUGAAAUCUCUUGAUUGUGAGAUUUAAGCAGCAGCAGCAGCGUUAAUAGAGAUGUUAACAUGGAGCACUGCUGUGCUGCUAGCUGGUGUUAGCAGAGCAGCCGGGCUGAGGGGGAACCGGGCUCUCUGAGGCUGCGUGGGACGGGGACGCCUGGGGGCCCCUAUAGAGCAACCGCACACCAAAUAAAAUGUAAUUUACACCUCCUCCUCCAGCCGAGCGUUCUCUUCCUCCUCAUCCUCCUCCUUCCUCUCUGCGUGUGAUCCUCUCUCAUCCUCUCGGCCAUGCUCAGGAGAGGGACAUCCUGUUUCUCGGAGCUGCUCUUUAAAGCUUUGAACGGACGAGAGUCCACGUCAGAUCACCUGGGGGGGGGGGGGGGCUGCUGUGUCAGGACAGUUCUGCUUCCACACACCGGAUUACACAUGAAACAAUGACUUCCUGUCAGCUGUACACGGCUGUUAAUGUCCACACAAGGUGGACAGUGAUGCCCUUUUUAUAACAAGGGCAUCGAUAGUGAUUGUUAUACAGGAGACAACCUCCAGUUCUUUAAGAG